AUGGCAAACGAAAAACCUCCCUUCAAUGGUGUCAAGGGUGCUGGCCCGGAAGGCGAGACUGACAAGAUUGAUGUCAAGGAUGAGAGGAGUUCCGGUGCCUCUUCGCCUGAUCGCUUGCAAGAAGCCACCUUGUGGGAAAGACAACGCGACCCUUAUCUGGGAAAAUCCGAGCGCGAUGUCAUUGUCGAUCUGGAAGGUCUGAUUCAGCGAUACGACCUGCACGACCUCAAGGACGAACUUACUCGUGGUGCUCGCUAUGCAUACGAUCGCGACGAUACUGAUCGGUUGAACCCUACCGAGCAUGAGAUACAUUGGAUCGCAAAGGAGAAGAGUCCGGCUUUCAAGGACAAGUGGGCCCAGACGAAAACUAUGUACUUCGUUGCAUGCAAGUACCUGUAUUCAAUCCUCUGCGGAUCUGCUGCCAUUGUGCAAGGCAUGGACCAAACUGCAGUUAACGGAGCUCAGCUCUUCUAUUUCGAAGACUUCAAUAUCACAAACAGCUGGAUUCAAGGCCUGGUAAACGGUGCUCCGUACCUCUGCUCUGUUCUCAUCGGUUGUUGGACGUCGCCAGUUCUCAAUAAAUACUUUGGUCGUCGUGGUACGAUCUGGAUUUCCUGCUUCGUCUCCGUCGCUUCCGGGGCUUGGCAAGGUGCGACUUUUGGAACAUGGCAACUCUUCGCCUCACGUUUUGUCGGAGGCUUCGCUAUUGGUGCCAAAUCUUCUACUACACCCGCAUAUGCUGCAGAGUGCUCUCCGCCUCGGAUCAGAGGCGCCCUAGGGUCUCAAUGGCAGAUGUGGACUGCGUUUGGCAUCAUGUUAGGCUUUGUUGCCUCUGUAGCCUUCUACGGUGUGUCCGCAGAAGGAUAUUCCGGACUGAACUGGAGAUUGAUGCUUGCCUCCACCAGUGUUCCUCCGAUCAUUGUUUGUUGUAUGACCUUUUUCGCACCAGAGAGUCCACGCUGGCUCAUGAGCCAAGGACGCUAUCGUCAGGCCUUCUCGUCGCUUUGCAGACUUCGUCACUGCCGUCUGCAUGCAGCACGUGAUCUGUACGACAUCCACAUCCGUCUCAUGCUCGAGAAUGAGCUCAAACCAAAAACUGCUUGGGCCAGAGCCACCCAGUUGUUCGCCGUCCCUAGAAACCGUCGCGCUGCGCAGUCAGCCUUCUUUGUUAUGUAUAUGCAGCAAUUUUGCGGGGUAAAUGUCAUAGCCUACUACUCGUCCCAGAUCUUUAUCAAUGCUGGGUUCGGGGAGCGUCAAGCCCUUCUUGCCUCUAUGGGAACUGGUAUCAUCAAUUGGCUAUUCGCUAUCCCUGGCAUCUUGACCAUCGACACUAAGGGUCGGUUCUCAUUUUACAUCCCCGAGACAAGCACUGCACGUAUCGGAUGUGUGGCAACCGGUAUUUAUCUCUUCAUGGUGGGCUACAGUCCCGGCAUGGGUCCUGUGCCGUUCACAUACUCUGCAGAGUCUUUCCCACUUGCAGUACGUGAUACCGGUAUGGCGUUCGCAACAGCUACUUGCUGGGGCUUCAACUUUCUUCUUGCAUUGACAUGGCCUCCUCUGGAAGAAGCAUUCACUUCCCAAGGCGCUUUCUGCUGGUAUGCUGCCUGGAAUUUGUUUGGCUUCGUAUUUACCUGGUUCUGUCUGCCUGAGACCAAGGCUCGACCGCUUGAGGAGCUGGAUGCUGUGUUCAACAUAAGAACGAGAGAUCAUGUCAAGUAUCACUUGAUCAAGACGCCUUUUAUCGGCAAGGGACAUGUUAGUAAUGACUUGGCGGAUGUCGCGCAGAUCAUUGAGGGUAGAGAUAUGAAGGGCCAUGUCUAG
This is a messenger RNA of Aureobasidium subglaciale EXF-2481, 1821 nucleotides long. RefSeq lists its product as uncharacterized. The record is from RefSeq and is a predicted model, not a curated record. Gene Ontology annotation, molecular function: myo-inositol:proton symporter activity. The coding region runs from base 1 to 1821 and encodes 606 amino acids. Gene Ontology annotation, cellular component: membrane. NCBI's taxonomy places the organism in Eukaryota, Fungi, Ascomycota, Dothideomycetes, Dothideales, Saccotheciaceae. Gene Ontology annotation, biological process: transmembrane transport. The transcript is spliced from 6 exons.